Messenger RNA from Plectropomus leopardus (leopard coralgrouper), 3313 nucleotides. It is a transcript of the gene eeig2b, whose product is annotated as EEIG family member 2b. The record is from RefSeq and is a predicted model, not a curated record. Lineage: Eukaryota; Metazoa; Chordata; Actinopteri; Perciformes; Serranidae.
CACCGUAUCUUUACUAUAACACAAUGAGGCUGUAAUGUGAGCGGCGGGCGAGACUAGAGCAUCUUCUCUGGAUCACUGAGCCUGUGUAUGGAUUUAAUGAUGAUGAAAAAGAAGAAAUUCAAGUUUAAGGUGGAUUUUGAGCUGGACGAGCUCUCGUCGGUCCCCUUUGUCAACGGUGUCCUCUUCUGUAAAGUGAGACUGCUGGACGGCGGGUUCUCAGAGGAGUCUUCUCGAGAGCAGGUGCAGGCCAACUGUGUCCGAUGGAGGAAACGAUUCUCUUUCCCCUGCAAGAUGAGUGCCAGUGCAGGGACAGGUGUCCUCGAUCCUUGUGUGUGUCGCGUGUCUGUCAGAAAGGAGCUCAAAGGUGGGAAAGCAUAUGCAAAGCUUGGUUUUGCAGAUCUGAAUUUAGCAGAGUUUGCCGGCUCAGGGAAUACAACCCGCAGAUGUCUGCUGGAGGGCUACGAUACCAAAAAUACUCGCCAGGAUAACUCCAUUCUCAAGGUCAUUAUCAGUACACAGCUCAUGUCUGGAGAUCCCUGUUUUAAAACGCCUCCCUCCACAGCCACAGUGAUCGGGAUCCAGGGUGAUGGAGAGAGCCUGCUGGAGGAGAGGAGGGGAGGGGACUCACAGAAAGGCUGUUCUGAAAGUCGAGAAGGAAAGUGUCCUGUUGUCUCUGAUGAUCUUGGGGGCUGUGGCCAUUCCCGAACAUCCAGUUACGCCAGCCAACAGUCCAAACUCUCAGGCUACAGCACAGGUCACUCCCGCUCCUCCAGUAUGUCAGAGUUCAGCCACCGGAGAAACCAUUCAGUAGGCAGCGCCUCAACGGGCAUCGGCAGCAUUCCAGAGCCCAGUGAUGACCGGGACAGAGAGUCCAGACCCUGCCCUGCUUUACCUGAGCACCCAAACCCCACCGCCACCACUAGCAACCCAGCGGGUACACCUGUGCGGAGCGCCUCGUCCUGUGAACGACUCAACAGACACCCAGUGAAGCAGGACUCCAUGGAGUCUCAGCUGAAGAGAAUGGAUGACACGCGGGUGGAUGCUGACGAUGUUGUUGAAAAAAUUCUCCAGAGUCAAGACUUUACACCAAGCCUACUGGACUCGAGUACUGAAGAGGAAGGACUGCGUCUGUUUGUCGGCCCUGGGGGAAGCACAGCCCUUGGGAGCCAUCACCUUCCCACCAGGGUUGGUGCUGGAGCGUACGAGCAGGUAGUGAUGAAGCGUUAGACCUGCAGCCACUCGGAGGUAGACUGACACUGCUUACAUCAAAUAACCAGAGGCGAGGCUGUGUCAAAUUUAAUCUGCAUUCCUACAGCACACACAUUACCUGAUGAGCACCGUGUCUGAUCUGAUCACUUCAUGAACUGUUAAUAUUACAACAGUGCCCUCCUAUGUCCAUAUAGGUCCUACAGGACACUGUAGCUCCCUGGUAGAGCUUAAAGAGAAAGAGGUAAACUGUUUCAAUAUUGGUUUAAAAGUACUGAUUAGAGUUAAGAGAAAUGAAACACUUACCAGCCUGUUUAAAUAUUAACAUUUACACAACUGAAACUCCUCAUUUUCUGGGUGUAGCUUAGCCUCAUCUUCUUGAGGUCAGCAUCCAAAUUCAACCAAUUUAAACUGUUAGAAACUGGAAGAAAACGUUAAAUUAUUCUCUGUUAUGGAGGACAUCAGGACAGGCUGUGUGUGUGCAUAAUCAGACUGAACUGAAAUCUACGCUUCAGUGCGCUUUCAAUACAUUCCUUUAGUCUCUCAGUGUUUGUGUCGGACUUCCUUUUCAAAUAGGAUGUUCUGUUUAAUAUUUGCCUAUAAGCUGCUAAAAAGCUGUAGUUGUAUUCUGACAUACAUUGGUGUUUUGAAGUCGAGAGUAUUUUACUACAAAGACGAGGCAUCAGAUCUGAGCUAUUUGACAAGUGAAUGGUGACUGUGUGUGAAUGUGUAUGUCUGCCUUGUGGCAAGACCAUUUUUAUGAAGUGUUAGCUGUUAUCUUGGAUGAUUUGUGGGAUGUGACACGAUCUCUUGUGAGGAAUGCUAUGUUGGUACUUGAAAAGAGAAAAUUGGAGAAAGUGACAAUGUGCUGACUUUUAUCAUUUGAGGUUCUUGUUAUUUUGUUGGGCUCACUGCUGAGCGUUGUUUUAGAAAAUCACAAAAAACAAAACAAAAAGGGGCUCCUAUGAUGACCAUUACUAUAGAAGGGGAUAUAUCUAAAUUUCAGCUAUGUAUCUUGUAAACCUACGCUUUGCAACUUAACUACAUCUUUCUGAGCUGACCUGUUGAUCAGGACACUCACUAAACAAAUGGAAGAUCCUGUGAAGUACUAACAAUUUAAUGUGUAACUGAUGCAUACUGUUAUUUGUUUCACUGAAGGAUUGUAAAGUGAAAGACUAGUUAAGUAACCUACUGCCAUGAAGAAAAUACUCAACAGCACCUGUUUUUAUAAACACCCAGAGUAAUAAGUUUGUGUGUGUAUCUAUACCUCCUAACAUCAACGGCAAAAUUUAAAAACAGACCCUAGCAAGUAAAAUUAACCAACACAAUUCAUAGCUGAAUGAUUGGCGAAUCUAUUCCCAAAAGGAAUAAAGUGCGCAAUUUAUUCCCUUUAUUAGCAAAAUACACAACACAUUGGUAUUACCUUGGACCCGGCAGGCCUAUGCAUUAUAUAAGACACAUUGUAACUGGUGAAAACAGACUGUACAGUAUCUGUAGUCUUCUGUCUCCUGUCAUAAGCCAUAGUAGAGGUAGGAUACUUCCUCUUCUGGAAAAACUGUAUACAUGUUAUAUCAAUAUCUGCACAAGCGUCAUCAGUGUAUGGUGUUUUAACUAUACGUCAGUGUUCUCUGUUUCAUUGUUCGUUUUCUGUUUUCUUCUUCGUUUUGUACGUUCUGCAUGGUCAAGACAUCCUUUUGUUAGCUUGCAGAACUUCACGUCUUUCCUCAUUUGAUAUUGUGCCAUCUUUUAAUCUUAAUAUUUCCACUUUGAAGGAACAGUUUCGCUCGCCUAAUUAGCACGUAGGAAAUCAUCGUUCUCAUUACUUCCUGUUCAAAGCAGGCGUAUGCUCAGUGUAUGAUGUAACUGUAAAUCAGUGUUCUCAUUUUGUGUUUUUAAUUUUGUGGCAUGUUUAAAAUGUCCUGUAAAAAAUAUCAUAGUCUUUGUUUUCUGACUAUUUCACUGCAGAUAUUGUGCCAUAUUUUUGCUAAAUAUUUUAUUGUUCAAAAGUGUCCUCACUACAUAGUUACGACAGUGUUAAGUGUAUGGUUUAUGGCUACCAAAUAUCAACUUUUUUUGUUUGUUUUUUGUUUUGGGGUUUUUUGAUUAA